Messenger RNA from Bactrocera dorsalis (oriental fruit fly), 2160 nucleotides. RefSeq names its product UNC93-like protein. Gene Ontology annotation, cellular component: plasma membrane; striated muscle dense body. The record is from RefSeq and is a predicted model, not a curated record. Gene Ontology annotation, biological process: regulation of muscle contraction; regulation of potassium ion transport. NCBI's taxonomy places the organism in Eukaryota, Metazoa, Arthropoda, Insecta, Diptera, Tephritidae. The coding region runs from base 409 to 2058 and encodes 549 amino acids. The transcript is spliced from 9 exons. Gene Ontology annotation, molecular function: potassium channel regulator activity.
AGUUGUGAUCGUCAGUGGAGCAGUUCGGUUCGGUACGGCGCAACUGCCUUUGUUUCGUUGAUUCGUUGAUCUACGGCCAAAUCAGCGCAAGAUCGAGCAUCGCGCGUUUUUAUUAAAUAAACGCAACUGAGUGUAAGACACUGCGAUUAAAUUACAUGCGGCGUUAAAUUAACGACAUAAUAUUUAUUUGAUUUAUUGCCCCGAAUUGCAUUACGUAUAAUCAGACGAGCAUUCCCAGUGUGCGACGCGCCGCGCCGAGCUGAGUGAGUUUGAUUGCCGCUCAAGUGCUUUUGGUUUGAGAAAUUGCUGCAUUCAUCAAGCGACUGUCAGCAGCCACAACAGUAAUUAUCCAACCGCACGGGCAAUUUGACUUCUUGGAGCGCCACGUCGUUGGACAUUAAUCCCAGAAUGGCUGACAAUGAAAACCGCAAUCACAGGCACAGUUACAAUGUCACCGAACAGCACAGCGAUGAUGAAUCGUCCAAUAAUCAUAACAGCAGUCCCAACAACAAUCCAACAGACACCAUAAUAAUCGCACUGCAUAAUGGGCUGAGUAACGGUAAUGGCAUUGGGAAUUCGAAUGUCGAUAUAAAUGGCAGCGCUGUGACCGGCAACGGCAGCGGCAACGGUGCGGCCAAAUUGUCAGCGCGCACUUACGAGCCACGCGAGCGGCAUAUCAUCACGAAGAACGUCAUUGUUAUUGGUCUAGCGUUUAUGAUACAGUUUACGGCGUUCCACGGCACUUCGAAUCUGCAGAGCUCGGUGAAUUCGGACAAGGCGCUGGGCACCACGACGCUCGCCGUCAUUUAUGGCUCGCUGAUUAUAUCCAAUAUCUUUCUACCCAUGACAGUUAUAAGAUGGUUUGGCUGUCAUCUCACCAUGGCUUUGUCCUUCUUCGCCUAUAUGCCCUUUAUUGCCGCGCAGUUUUAUCCACGCUUCGAGACGCUUAUACCCGCAGGUUUGAUGGUCGGCUUUGGCGGUGGACCUUUGUGGUGUUCAAAGUGCACUUACCUCUCAACAGUCGCCGAGGCUCUGACUAAAGUGCGUGGCAAUGAAUCGCGCAAAGACGUGAAUACCGUCAAAUUCUUUGGACUCUUCUUCAUAUUCUACCAAAUGGCACAGGUUUGGGGGAAUUUGAUAUCUUCUGCAGUAUUAUCUUUCGGCUCUUCUGCCGUUGUGGAGUUGAAUGCCACACUCGAAGUGCUCGCUACGCCUCCACCCUCGGAAGGUCAUGUGGGUGAGAUCUGUGGCGCGCGUUUCUGUCCCGGCAUUGGCGCUGAGGAGAAUCCGAAUUUGACACCACCCGAACCCGCCAAAAUCCAACUGCUCACCUCUAUCUUCCUCAUUUGCAUGGCCAUAGCUGUGGUGUUGAUGCUCUUCGGUGUCAACUCGCUGAAACGUUAUGGCGUUCGUCGCAACGACUCUGGUGACGGCAUGUCGGGGCUGCGUCUGCUUACUGUGACCUUAAAUUUAUUGCGCAAGCGUCGCCAACUACUAAUUUUACCCAUCACAAUUUUCAUUGGCUUGGAGGAAGCCUUCUUGGCCGUGGAUUAUACACGCUCCUUUGUCGCCUGCGGUUGGGGCAUUUCGAAAAUUGGUUUCGCCAUGAUUUGCUUUGGUGUUGCCAACGCCAUCGCUGCGGGCAUUGCUGGCGCUCUGGUCGAGAAACUGGGCCGCAUAACGCUGUUCGUCGGUUGUGCGCUGCUGAAUGCCUCGCUCUUCAUCUAUAUGUUUUUCUAUGAAGCGCGCGAGGGCGAUUAUGUCAUGUAUUGCGCAUUCGCGGCGAUUUGGGGCAUUUGCGAUGGUGUGUGGUUAGUCGUGGUGAACGCUUUUUAUGGCAUUCUCUUUCCGAACCAUCUCAUCGCUGGCUACAGCAACUUCCGCUUGUGGGAAUCGAGUGGUUCUGUUAUUGGCUACAUAAUCAGUUCACAGUUAUGUACUUCUACAAAGUUGGUGAUACUGCUCUGUGUGCUCGGCAUCGGAAGUGCAGGUUAUGGCAUCACCGAGUAUCGCCUACGCAGAAAGCAAAAAGCUCUGGAGCUUAUGCUAAGUGAUUGAAAAGCAACUUACGUGUUGAUUUAUGAAUGUGUAUUUGUAUUUUAGUGCUAAGGAAAAACGAUUUUGUUGAACAUUUUUAGAAUAAAGAUUUUAGAAAUAAAA